AUGAGAAUCAUGAGACUGUCGUCGGAAGGAACGACUGAAACCCACGCCACUGGGCCGUCAUUCCGCUCGCCGUUGUUUGGUGUGCGGACAGGGUCUGGUUUAAAGAUUGGAAAAUCGUUCAGCUGUAGCACCCCUUUGGUGCUUAACUGCCAUGCCACCAGAAGGAAGCACGAGGACUGGGAUACUGUCAGGCUGUCUAAGCUUAGACGAGAGGCGGAGAUCGGAGGGUCUGGUUUAAAGAUUGGAAAAUCGUUCAGCUGUAGCACCCCUUUGGUGCUUAACUGCCAUGCCACCAGAAGGAAGCACGAGGACUGGGAUACUGUCAGGCUGUCUAAGCUUAGACGAGAGGCGGAGAUCGGGUUCGAACCACGGACCUGCGGAAUCCCGGACAAAUACCGCUUUGCCGCUCGCACUCAGGCGCUGCUACAGCCUAUCCCGCACAAGCUUCGCCAAAAGUCCGGGCCGCUUGCUGGCCCGGCAGUGAGGCGAGCUCUGAUUGGUCGGGUGCCUGGACUGAACAGCCAGUCACAACUCAGUAUUCGCCGAACACAGGCAAGGUACCCACCCAUCUGCACACUGAUGGUGUCUCCUCGUAUGGCGACGCAACGUUUGCAGUUCAAUUGCCAAGCUCGGCGAACAGAUCAACAACCAAUCACCACCCAACUAUCACAAACCUGGUUUAUUGACACAACAGCAAGAGAAACAAUCGUGAUAAUAGUAAUAGCAAUAUUAAUGGUGGGAUUAAGAACUAAAGAUGCAGCACCGAACGUACCAGCUGGAGGUCCGAGAAUCGGUAGGAUGUUGUUACAUCGCGCAUCUCGGUUGUGUCUUUGGGCUACAAUCCACUGGUUUUCGAAGGAAGCCUUUAGUGACUAUGAGAAGAGCAAAAUGGAGGUCAACGGAGGUGUGGGAAACGCACAUCGUGCGCCUGUCACUAAAACUUGGGCGAGUCUGGACUGGACAGUAGAAAGUUGCGCAACUUACGUUGAAAUGACAGGAAAAGUGUACUACGACAAAACUGGACAGGGUAGAAUAGCCUUGGGGUAUGGAUAUUGGCGGGGCGGGGGACUGAUCACUCUCGGCUCCGAAAACGAGUACUUCUUCCAGCGGACACUGGCGGACGAACACAUAGAUGCCCAAAGCUUCGUCGGGAGCAUUCCGAAAACCCUCGUGACAGAUUGCGCAAGACAGUCCAACCUCUUCAGUGACGACGGCGGUCAUUUUGGCCAGGCGAUCUGA
This is a messenger RNA of Opisthorchis viverrini, 1239 nucleotides long. RefSeq lists its product as hypothetical. The coding region runs from base 1 to 1239 and encodes 412 amino acids. The record is from RefSeq and is a predicted model, not a curated record. The transcript is spliced from 6 exons. Lineage: Eukaryota; Metazoa; Platyhelminthes; Trematoda; Opisthorchiida; Opisthorchiidae.